AUGUUAAUCUCAAAGACGGCAGCUAAGAAAGAUGACUUCUCCAUCAAGAAAAUCUCUCCAAAGCUCGGCAGAGAAAGAGGAGCUCGAAACCCUAACGAACCGACUUCUUCACACGACCUGGUCGAACCGAUGGAGUUUCUUUACGUAGAAGUAAUGAAAGUCAUCAACACUCCCAAAACAUGUAUUCCCACCGUUGAAAUCACUCUCGGAAACCACAAAUCCUCUACCAAGGAUCUACCAAUUGGACCAAACAUGGAUUUGAACCAAGUCUUUGCUUUCGACAAAACCAAAGACGAUGUCUUGAACGCUACUCUCUCUCUCGAAGACGAUCAAUCCGAGAACGGUCGUCUUGUAAUUGUUGGCAAGAAAAACUUCAAGCUCGCAGAGGAUAUUCCGUCUAGGGCUCCUCCUGAUGCAAGAAUCGUGCCACAGUGGUAUUCUAUGAACAUGACCGAAACCGGUCAUCCCGUGAUGUUGCUGAUGUCGGUUUCGUUUGGUACACAAGCCGACGAGGUCUAUUCAUAUGCUUGGUUUUCGGACUCGUUUGAUGGUUACAGUUGUUUUUCAGGUCAUGAAUUGAGUUCUAACGAUGGAAAACAAACUCCUUCGGUUUACGUGAAGGCAACUCUCGGUGACCAAGUCCAGAAAACCAAGGUUUCUUUUGGUUCGAACCCUACAUGGAAUCAAGAACUAAUGUUUGUAGCAUCAGAGCCCUUAUAUGAUACUGUCUACAUUAGCUUAAUCGACCAAUUCGAUGAUCAGCAAGAAGAAUGCAUAGGAAGGGUAGUGAAGAAGCUCUCAGAGAUGAAUGCGGCGGUUAAAGUUCCUGGAACCAAAUUGCCGAUUUCGUUUUACGACAUUGAACCGGCGGUUGAAGGUGAUUCAAGGCAAUGCACCUUAACAGCUUCUUCCAUCAGUUGCUUGGUUUGGUCCGGCGAAAGCGGAGAUAUGUAA
Messenger RNA from Arabis nemorensis, 954 nucleotides. The record is from the annotation of a GenBank genome assembly. Lineage: Eukaryota; Viridiplantae; Streptophyta; Magnoliopsida; Brassicales; Brassicaceae.